AUGUCCCCGAAACCGCCCGGUCAAGAAAAAAUACUGAUGGUCAUCACUUUAUCAGGACAGAAGGGUAAUAUGGCCAUGAGGCCUAACGGAAAUGGCUUCCGAUUCUUUAGGCCGAUCCUCAACGAACUGCGGGAUAUUAUUGACGAAGUUUCUGACCCAAAACCGAUUGUCAGUCGUCGAUCAGUGCAUUGA
Messenger RNA from Opisthorchis viverrini, 192 nucleotides. RefSeq lists its product as hypothetical. The record is from RefSeq and is a predicted model, not a curated record. The transcript has a single exon. The coding region runs from base 1 to 192 and encodes 63 amino acids. NCBI's taxonomy places the organism in Eukaryota, Metazoa, Platyhelminthes, Trematoda, Opisthorchiida, Opisthorchiidae.